AUGGGUGCUAACUAUAUUCAAUCUCCGGCUGAUAACACAUUAUUUGUCAGAGUGACUUCUACAUCUUUUGUUGCUGUGCUGGUAUAUGUGGAUGAUAUAAUGAUAGCCAGCAACAAUGAUGCAGCCGUUGAGAGUCUGAAGAUGCUUCUCAGGUCAGCUUUUCAAAUCAAAGACCUUGGUCCAGCAAGAUUUUUUUUGGGACUUGAGAUUGCAAGAUCUUCUGCUGGUAUCUCUAUUUGUCAGAGAAAAUAUGCCUUAGACUUAUUAGCAGAUACUGGUUUAUUGGGUUGUAAGCCUAGUACUAUUCCGAUGGAUUCGAAUCUUCAUCUUACAAAGGAUCUCGGAACACCUCUACAUACACCCUUGGCAUAUAGAGCUUUAGUUGGUCGACUGCUCUAUCUUACCAUUACCAGACCGGAUAUUACUUUUGCUGUGCAUCAGUUGAGCCAGUUCUUAUCAGCCCCAACGGACAUUCACCUUCAAGCAGCACAUAAAGUACUUAGGUAUAUCAAGAAUAAUCCAGGCCAAGGAUUGAUGUACUCUGCUAAUACAGAAUUAUGCUUGAAUGCCUUUGCUGACGCUGACUGGGCCACUUGCAAAGAUACCAGACGUUCGGUCACAGGAUUUUGUGUCUAUCUUGGUACUUCUCUUAUCUCCUGGAAAUCGAAGAAACAAUCAGUUGUGAGUAGGAGUAGUACUGAAGCAGAGUAUAGAAGUUUGGCGUUAGCAACUUGUGAAUUGAUUUGGUUGCAACAACUUCUACGAGAUCUUCAUGUUACAGUCACAUGUCCGGCAAAGUUGUUUUGUGACAACAAGUCAGCCAUUCAUAUCGCCUCAAACCCAGUUUUUCAUGAACGGACGAAGCACAUAGAAAUCGAUUGUCAUACGGUGCGAGAUCAACUCAAGUUUGGGAAUCUCAAGACCAUUCAUGUAUCUACUGGUAAUCAACUAACUGAUAUACUUACCAAACCACUUCAUCCUGGUCCAUUUCGUUCUUUAUUGGAUCGUAUGAAUGUAUCAAGUCUUUAUCUUCUUCCAGAUGAUCAGAAGCUAACGACUUGA
Eutrema salsugineum is the source of this 1062-nucleotide messenger RNA. RefSeq lists its product as uncharacterized. NCBI's taxonomy places the organism in Eukaryota, Viridiplantae, Streptophyta, Magnoliopsida, Brassicales, Brassicaceae. The transcript has a single exon. The record is from RefSeq and is a predicted model, not a curated record. The coding region runs from base 1 to 1062 and encodes 353 amino acids.